Messenger RNA from Lentinula edodes (shiitake mushroom), 1707 nucleotides. RefSeq lists its product as uncharacterized. Bases 1 to 1707 code for a protein of 568 amino acids. The transcript has 8 exons. Lineage: Eukaryota; Fungi; Basidiomycota; Agaricomycetes; Agaricales; Omphalotaceae. The record is from RefSeq and is a predicted model, not a curated record.
AUGACAAGAAAGUGGUUCCAGAUGUGGUUUUGGGGUACCACAUCUGUGUUGAGGGUGUAUGUGGUUUGGGAGUACCGUUUCCAUGUCAAGAUAGUUCCGGGCGACCAUAUUUGUGACGAUGCAGAUGUGGUUGGUGAGAACUACUUCCGUGUCGAGGGUGUGUAUGUGGUUGGGGGGUACUGUUUCCGUGUCAAGAUAGUUCCGAGCGACCGUAUUUGUGACGAUGCAGAUGUGGUUGAUGUGGUUUGGGAGUACCGUUUCCAUGUCAAGAUAGUUCCGGGCGACCGUAUUUAUGACGAUGCAGAUGUGGUUGGUGAGGACUACUUCCGUGUCGAGGGUGUGUAUGUGGUUGGGGGGUACCGUUUCCGUGUCAAGAUAGUUCCGGGCGACCGUAUUUGUGACGAUGCGGAUGUGGUUGGUGAGGACUACUUCCGUGUCGGGGGGUACCGUUUCCGUGUCAAGAUAGUUCCGGGCGACCGUAUUUGUGACGAUGCGGAUGUGGUUGAUGUGGUUUGGGAGUACCGUUUCCGUGUCAAGAUAGUUCCGGGCGACCGUAUUUGUGACGAUGCAGAUGUGGUUGGUGAGAACUACUUCCGUGUCGAGGGUGUUUCAGGGGGACCAUAUUGCUGUGCAGGCACCGUUAUCGAUGAAUUUAGGAAAAUAAUCAAAUUUAUGCAUGACCUCCCAAUUGAUGUCUUCGAUGUUCUUCUGGAGUUCUGCGAGCCUGAAGAUGUUGAAAGUUUUCUACAGGUCUCGCCCCAUGCGCAGAUGGCAGCCGAUAAAAUCAUAUUUCAUUCCAUGAAACUCACUAAUGACAUAGGGCAGAGUAAAGAACAACUCUCUCUGUGGCAAACAUACGAUUGUUCAGGCCGUUUCAACUCCUCUCCCAGAAUUCUUCACAUUCCCGCCUUCCAUAUCCUUGGGCCUCGUAUGCAGUACAAUGCAUUUAUCUGUGAUAUUUUGUCCAUUCCCUCCAUUUGCAAGAAUGUCUGCCGUCUUAUCCUGGAAUUUUCACAUCCCAGCACACUUGCCCUCUUUUGUCGUCCCGAAUUUUCCUUCAUCCAGCUCAACACCAUUCAUGCUCACAUUCCGUGGUACUUAUUCAUUCACUCUCUACCCCACCUUGCAUCCCUCACCCCUACCAAGUGCAUCGACAGUGUUGCUGUUCACGGAUCAAUCCACUAUGAUGUCAUGAUGCCCGCACUUCCUGCUGUUACUCUACCUCCCGGCGGUGCGCCAGUAUCAGUCAAAAAACUGCUUUUGCCAUAUGCGAGCUCCUCGCCGGCCACCUAUCCACAUAUUCCCCGAGCGGUGGUUUCCGGGAGAGUUGAUGUUCAAAAACUGAGUACCUUCAUCGUCGAGAUCACUGGCUGGUGGCAGGAUCGUGACAUUGCCCUUGUACUUGGUGGGAUGGUGAAUCUGCGAGAACUCAUAAUCAAUGCUCGUGAACAAGCCGACGCUCUAGAUCGAAUCCACUUUCCUCCAAUCCGCAGUCUUGAAAUUUUUGGAUACCAUGGCGAUAUUUCAUUCUAUAACGUGACAAAAGAGAUUGGAUAUGUGCCGCAGAGUUUGCUGAAAGCCUUGCAAUCCAUGCAAUGUGACCGGAUUCAGCAUCUAUCCCUUGAUAUCUUUUACAAGGGACCCACCACCAUUGAUGAUGAGCUAGAGAGCGAAGAGCCUUUUAAAUGGAAGACUCUCAAAUUAUGA